Molecule: messenger RNA, 818 nt
Organism: Homarus americanus (American lobster)
Lineage: Eukaryota; Metazoa; Arthropoda; Malacostraca; Decapoda; Nephropidae
Source: RefSeq, a predicted model, not a curated record
UUGAAAUCUUGGCCCAUGACCUUCAGAGCCAUGUUAUUACAAUAGAUGAGACUUCUGUCAAAGGAGGUAUGUACUUCAGUGUUGUUGCCUUAAUUAGUGCAAGUGUGUGCAACAACCUCUCCAUCACCAGCCUUGUGUCUCCCCUCACUGAGUUCAUAUCCAUCAUUAUGAAAAACAAUAUUCUGGUCAAGGUGUGCAGUGUAAGUGACUUGUACUGCUUUUACCCAAAUGACUGUCACCCACUAAAACAUGCAGCCUUCACUUACCAUCCAGUGAAUGCACACAGUGUGGACUUGAAACUCUAUACAAAGAAUGAUGAGCAAGCAUUGUUGGUGGUACAUUCUCUCUCAGCUAUACUGCCUUGUGAUGUUAAAAUCCAGCAUCCAGUCCUUCAUAUCCAAGACUACCAUUCACAAGUUACAAAACUACAGCAUCAGUUACUGACCAAAAUGAAAGAAGUAACCACCUAUAUUACUGAUGGUUUUGAAGACAAGUUAAAAUCUCAUAAAAAGAAUAAAAAUGUUGACUUAGUAAUACCAGAACUGGAAGAAGUAAGGGUAGAGAAUGAACCAAAAAUUGUUCCUAAAGAUUUUGGGCCACAGGAAGCCUUUCAGAUUAGCAGUGUGGAGUAUGUGAAUGAGAGGCGAGAUGUUCUAUCAAGAUCCGGAGAUGUAACAUUUGAUGUGAAGCGGUAUAAUGUGUGGAGGAAAACACUGCACAAAAUUGAAUGUGAAAUUGAUGAUUUGUACUUGAAGUAUCUUGAAUAAUUUCUGUUGCAGGUAAAUGUAUUCUUUUUAAAUCACAAUUUCUGUAUUUAU